Messenger RNA from Fragaria vesca subsp. vesca, 737 nucleotides. RefSeq lists its product as uncharacterized. Bases 1 to 378 code for a protein of 125 amino acids. The transcript is spliced from 4 exons. NCBI's taxonomy places the organism in Eukaryota, Viridiplantae, Streptophyta, Magnoliopsida, Rosales, Rosaceae. The record is from RefSeq and is a predicted model, not a curated record.
AUGGAUACAACGAGAAGUCCACGUGCUUUUAAUCUGUUUGCCUCUGCCUUUCUAACUUUUCGUCAAUCACAGACGCAUUCUUCUUCUUCUUCUUCUUCUCUAUUCUCUUGUGCUUUCCUUCCAAAAGAGAUUGAUCUUCAUACACUCACCCAAAGCCUUAAGCUCUACACUUCUACCAUAGCUUCAAGAGAUCGAUUCCAUGAAACUCACAAACUAAGAGUUCAAAACUCCCUUCUAUAUGCCGUUGUGCCAGCUGCUGGAUUGAUAUUUAUUGGAUUGGGUGCUUAUGCGUGGAAUUUGCUUGACUUGACUUUGGAGAUUUUGGCUACUGGUUUCCAUAGAUUGAGGAAAAGAGACCUUGAGUGGACAAGUUACUGAUGUUAUGGAGUUUUUCUUGAGCUAAAGUGUACAUGGUCUUUACUCUGUAAUGGUGUUGCUGGAUGUGUAUUAUUUAUUGUGGGAAUACUCAUUAUUUGGCUGGGAGGCUUUGUGACAUUUGAGUGAGGAGUAUGUUUUGUUAUUAUCAUCUGUGAAGGGUUAGAAUAGCUGCCUAGCUAGUAAGCAAUAAUCUGAUCCAAUUUGAUACCAUAUGUGAUGGGUAGUCAUGUAAUUUGAGUUUGAUACUAAACAAAAUGUUAAGCUUUGUCUAGCCCUUCUCUUUUCUGAUUUUUACUGUUCUUUUUGUAUCUUUGAAGAUAACAUAAUCAAGUAUAAAGUUGUUUUUGGAAGAUUUCUAC